AUGGGAGUGUCACCAGACCAGCACCGCACCUUCACCUGCACCCCCCGGCCCCUUGUCGUACAGUCGAUUGUGACACAGCAUAUCCGCCAGGAGGUGGAGCUGCCCCCCGUCGGGUCGAAGCGCUUCUACGACUUCAACUUCCAGUCCGCGGACCCAGUGCGCGGCAUCCUAGCCUGCGCCGCCUGGUGCAGGGUGGAGGCCACCGCCGCGGGUCGCUGUGUGGAGACACCGCGAGGGGGGGGCCCGGUGCACGUGAGCCCCACGGGGGACACGACGGCAUUAUGGCGGCCAACAGGGCCGGUGGUGGAUGGCAACCACCCACCCACUCACAUGGGCGAGCCACAGACGGAGGGCGCAGGCACGGCAGAAGUGCCCGGCCCCAGGGUGGGCCGGCUUCAGAAAGUCAGCAUGCAGGCACAUGGCGCCCAGCACGGUGGCGCCCAGCAGCUGCCUCUUCCCGACCCAAAGAAUCUGCGCAUACUGGUCAUAGAUAGCAAGGCUGUAUCGCGUCAAAACACAACGCAGCUGCUUAGAGAGUGUUCUUAUCAGAGUCAAAACCAGCACGCGGCGGCUCUUCCUAGCGUCGCAAUGCACGCCGUGCGUCAUUACGCUUUUCGGGGUCCAAGCAGCGCAAACCGGCAGUACGAGGCCACCUCUAGUGACUCGAAGCAGACCAACCAAGAGGAAGACGAACCGACCUCAAAGGAAGGAAGUGCACCUGACAAUGGAAACGGACAUGGAAGCAAGGGUGAUGGCAGUAAUGGCAGCAAAGAAGGCAAUGGCACCAGCCGAGUGGACGCCAAAAUUCACUGUGACAACAAGGACAAUGGCCACGGGUCCAACGGUAACGGUCACGGAUCCAAUAACGGUAACGGUCACGGUUCCAAUGGAAACGGUUCAAAUGGCUCCUCGGAUAACAAGAACGGCGGCAAUGGGAACUCCGCAACGAAGGGUGAUGGUACCGGUAACGGCUCUAACGGUAACGGCGCUAGUACGACAUUGGCAAUUGAUCGACACUACCAGGCGCUCAUCAACACUGCUGAGGGGAAAAUGCCGCCAAACCUGAGCAGCCACGAUGGAUUGACGCAGCUCGGAUGGGGAGUGAGGCUAAGUGGGUGUCUGCGGGCUGGGGAGGGCAUGCGGGGUGCAGGAGCUGUCAAGAGUCAAGGCAUCAUGGGGCGCUCGUCCGCUUUCGCGCAGUACGUAGGGCCCAGCUCGUCCAGCCGCAAGCGCGCUGCGACGUCGGAAGCCGUACAGCCAGGCAGUCGCGAUCCGUUAUGUCGUACUGAUGUCAUGGAGGAGGAUAACGGCACUGGCGGCAGCGGUAUGCCAACGGCGGAGGGGAUUGCGACGGGCGGCGGCGCCGGCGGUACGGGCAGCGGCGGUGGUGGCGGCAGCGGUGGCGGCGCAUUGGUGGCUCAGGGCCGAUCAAAGGCCGGAAUGCAGCGGGACCGCGACCGGGAGCGGGAGCGGGAGAGAGAGCGGGGGGCAGCGGCGUCCCUGGUACCCCAUGGGGCCUCAUUGAGGGCCUCCGGAGUCAGCGGGGGCGCUCAAACGCUGUCCGAGGACACGUUCAGCCCCGCCACCGCUACUGCCAGAGCCGGAGCCGUCGGGGCCCGCAGCGGGGGCGGCACUGGCGGCGCCGGUACUGCCGGGGGCACCGGCGCUAGCGGCGGCACUGGCGGCGGCGGCGGACCCCUGAGCGGCGGCGGCACCGCAAAUAACGGCUCUUCGUACAACAACGGAAAGCAGCACCCACAUCCCCAUCUACACGCACACCAGCCGCAGCAGCCCGCGCUAUCUAACGACCUUCCCGGGUCGCAAGGCAUCUCCCCGAGCCACUACGCCUCCAUGCAAACGCACCCGCCGCCGUCGGGAGGCGGAGCUGGCGGCAGCAGCGCUGCAACCGCCGCGGCAGCCGCCGCCGCCGCUGCCGCCGCCGGCGGCACAAGCCGCUCCGGGCAGCAUGCCACUCAGCAACCAUCGUCACAGCUGCAGCAGCAGCAAUCCCAGCAGCAGCAGGGGGGCGCAGGGGGGUUACAGGGCCCGGCGGCGGCAGCUGUCUGGCCCCCGGGGGCCCUGGUGCCACCCCACGCCCUGUCAGCGCACCACCAUCACCACCCAGCGCACCAUCAUUUGGCUCGACUGGCAACGGCGGUUGGGCCCCCUGGAGUGUCCGCCGCCGCCGCUGCUGCUGCGGCAGCGGCGGCGGCGGCUGCGGCGGGGGCCCCCGCAGCGUUUCCCGGCAUGUUUGCAACACCCUUUGGCCUCGCCCCCGCCAGCCACAUCCUUCCGCGAAUGGCGAUGGGAGUUGGCGUGGCGGGAACGCACCAUCCCGCAAUGAGAUUCGCGGUGGCUGGCGGCCCCGGGGGCCCUAUGGUGGCCGCUGGCGGCGGUGGUGGUGCCGGUGGUCCUGGCGCCGCAGGAGGUUUGGAUCAGGUGGUUCAGUUGCAGUCCAUCUUGCCUUUUUCCCCACCGGAGGUGGUGGCGUUGGCGGCAGCGGCGGUGGCGAGUGAGCAACAGGCGCACCAGGUUCAUCAAGUGCACCAGGCCGCUGCAGCUGUCCGUGGUGGCGCCCACGGCGGUGGCGGCGGCACCGCGGCCGGGGGUCUGUUGUUUGGGCCGUUGCCUCCAGGGGAGAGCCCCGGCGGCGCCGCCACCGCGCCCACCAGCGGCGCCACCAACUUCAACGCGAUGCUCCUCAACCAGCUGCUGGCCAGUGGCGUCACGCUAACGGCGUUCCUGGGUCACCCCACAGCGUUUGGGAGCUUGAGGAGGGAUGAGAUGAUUGAGGGGGGGGGUCCGCAGCAGCAGAUGGAGACCGGCAGCGCCAGGCCGCACGAACGACCUGACAGCAACUGCUGCUUCGCUGUUAGGUCGAUGGCAGUUGGCAGUCCAGGGCGGGCAGUAGCAGGCCAGUAUGGUCUCCUUCUAGGUAGAGGGCCUGGCCCUAUGGGCGUCGCAAGGCAUCCGCAGCAGCAGGGCUUGGGUCACCCCGCACUGCCGGGCACAUCAUCUCGCAUCGGCGGCCCCCAUCCCCAUGCCCACCAGAUGCCGUCAAUGCCGCAGCACCACCAGCAGCACCAGCAGGCAGCCGCUGCGGCGGCGGCGGCGCGUCAAUGGCCGCCGCCGCCGCCGCGGCCGCGGGGGUGUUACCUUUCCCUGGAUCCCUGCCUCCGGGCCAUGGGGGGCCCGCAGGGCCCCCUCUGCUGCCUGAACACGCCUUGGUCGCAGAAUCUGCGCUUCUCAAAGACCAUUCGCUACGAGGCGAGGAAGCAGCUAGCGCAGCAGCGGCCGAGAGUGCGGGGCCAGUUCACCAAACACGGAAGCGGUGGCGGCGACGGCGGUGGAGGUGCCGGUGGCGGCGGCGGAGACGGUGACGGCGACGGCGGAAUGAUGGACGACGGCGCUCCGACCAUUAGUAAUGGCGCCAAAAGCGGCACUGGCGGCGCCGGCGGCGUGGCAGGCGAUGACGGCGGGGGCGACGACGAAGUUCAGACGAAUAGCCGGGGAUAUUACGAGGAGGAGGACUACGACAUUGAAGACGCGGAGGAGGACGAGACGGAGGCGGAACCCGACGACAUGAUGGAACUGGGCGGCGGCGGCGGCGGUGUUGGCGGCGGCGGCAGCGGCAGCCAGCACAACCCCCAACAACCACCACAACCUGACCUCCCAGAGGCGCUCAUGAUUAUGCAGCACCAGCACCAACAUCAACAUCAACAGCAUCAGCAACAACAGGGUCAGCUGAGAGGUUGUCGGGAGGAUCUUAUGGAUCUGGAUCCAGAGGGCCUUACAGAGGGGGGAGAGACCGGGGCCCAGGAUGGAGGCGGCGGAGCUGGCAUCAAGGCCUGUGGCUGCGCCGGCGGUGGCGGAGGAGGAGGAGGCGGCGGCGGCGCUGGUGGCAACGGACCAUCCAAGUCAACGUCGCCCGGUCCCAGUGGUGGCGGUGGCGGCGGCGGCGGCGGCGCCGCUGCGGCCGCCGUUGCGGCUGCAGCACUUCCUCGUAGCGGCAGCUGCGGCCUCCCCGCAGCAAUCGACGAGGAUGACGAUGCGGAGGCUCAUGCGGCUGCGGCUGCUGCGGUUGUGGUCCGCAGUCUGAUGGGACUGCGGGAUGCCGUACACUUGAUGCGGAGCCGGCCACCACCAGAUGCCGAUAUGACGCCGAUGCUGCUUGUGCAGUCGGCGCCCACUCCCGCCCUCGAGUCCGGCUCGAGUCCCCCGAGGAGGCCAAGGCGACUCGUUCCGUGGGCAGUCAGGGCUCUCUGUCCCGAGACCGGGGGCACAGCCGGGGACAUAGCCACGGUCACAGCCACAGUCAGCCGCACAGCCAGCUACAACUACAACACCAGCAGCAGCAGCAGCAGCAGGGGGCACUUCAGUCCCAACAGUCCCCCCAGGGCCAUUCCCACGGAGGAGCUGCGCACGCGGUGCCCUCUCAUUCCCACGACCGAGAUCGAGAUCGAGAUCGAGACCGUGGACACAGUAGCAGGGAUGGCUGCAGUCGCGGCGGCGGCGGCGGCGGCGCUGACGCAGCCGCCGCAGCAGCAGUCAGGUCUUCCCCGCGCGGCCUCCCAGCAGCCGCCCUCCCUACAUGGGACGUUACCAAUGGGAUCUGCCGGUCUGACGCAGUAUGCGCAAUCAUCACAGCAGCAGCAACAGCAGCAGGCGCAGGGAGGAGGAUCGGGGUUGCAUUCCGGCGGAGGCGGCGGCGCCGCAGGAGGCGGAUUCCGAGGAGGCGGUGGGGGAGGCGCCAACGGUCAUUGCGGGGGGCACCAGCAGCAGCAGCAGCAGCAGAGUCAGAUUCAGGGUGGCUGUAGCUUACAGGCGACGCAGCAGCAAGGGCCGCCGCACGGGCAAAGCGGCGGCGGUGGCGGCCUUGGUGGUGGUGGUCGUGGUAGCAGUGGCUUGCACGGAGUAGACCCGUGGGGGGAAGGUGGUCACCGGGAGCGGGAUCGGGAUCGGGAGCGGGAGCGUGAUCGGGAGCGUGAUCGCGAGCACUGGGAUUCGAACCGGGAACGUGAGGCACGCGAGCGUGAUGUUGCAGGCGCCAUGGCGGAUACGGGGGGCGGUAACGGGAAGAACGGUUCGGAUUCUGGAAGCAACUCGCCUGACGAAAACGGCGGCGGUGGCGGUGGCGGUGGCGGUGGUGGCGCGACUGGUCGGUCUAAGGGUGCCGGCCCUGAGAAGGGCAGUCACGGCCUCAGAGGGGGACACGGCCACGCACAUCGAUGA
Molecule: messenger RNA, 5232 nt
Organism: Volvox carteri f. nagariensis
Lineage: Eukaryota; Viridiplantae; Chlorophyta; Chlorophyceae; Chlamydomonadales; Volvocaceae
Exons: 28
Coding region: 1-5232 (1743 amino acids)
Molecular function (GO): protein binding
Source: RefSeq, a predicted model, not a curated record